UACCCUCCACCUACAUAUAUAUAUUCUUCCUAUCUUUUCCUUCUCUCUCAUCUUUUCCCUCUCUCUCUCUCUCUCUCUCUCUCUCUCUCUCUCUCUCUCUCUCUCUCUCUCUCUCUCUCCUCCAUAGCCAAAAACACCAUACCCUCUUCUUCUCUUCUCACACGACUUUGCAAAAUAUUGAAUCACUAGAAUUUAUCUUUUGCUUUUGUUUUUUUAUUCAAUUUUCAAUGGAUGGUCAUCAUCUCCAUCAUCAUCAACAUCAACAUCAUCAACAACAACAACAUCAUCAACAACAAAGACAACAACAACAGCAACAUCAACAACAACAACAACAUCAGCAACAUGUUCAAAACAUCAUAGGAACUAGCAGUCUUAACAUGGAUGUCACCGAUAGGUUCCCUCAAUGGAGCAUCCAAGAAACAAAGGAGUUUCUCAUGAUCCGUUCAGAGCUUGAUCAAACUUUCAUGGAGACAAAGAGAAACAAACAGCUUUGGGAAGUUAUCUCUAACAACAUGAAGGAAAAGGGUUAUCAUAGAAGCGCUGAACAGUGCAAGUGCAAAUGGAAAAACCUUGUUACUCGCUAUAAGGGGUGUGAAACAAUGGAGAUAGAAGCUACAAAGCAACAGUUUCCAUUUUACAAUGAGCUUCAAGCAAUAUUCAGUGCAAGGAUGCAAAGAAUGCUGUGGGCUGAAGCGGAAGGAGGAUCAAAGAAGAAAGGGAUGCAUGCAUCUUCUGAGGAUGAAGAAGAGUUAGGAAAUGAAGAGAGUGAAGGAGAUCAUAAGGGUAAUAUUGGCAAAAAGAAGAAGAAAAAGGGAAAAAUGGUGGUAGGUGGUGGAGGAAAUGAUAGUGGUGGUGGUGGUAGCAACAAUUUGAAGGAGAUUCUUGAGGAGUUUAUGAGGCAACAGAUGCAAAUGGAAGCUCAAUGGAUGGAAGCAUUUGAGGCAAGGGAGAAUGAGAGGAGGAUGAAGGAGAUGGAGUGGAGACAAACAAUGGAAGCAUUGGAGAAUGAGAGGAUGAUGAUGGAACAAAGAUGGAGAGAGAGAGAAGAACAAAGAAGGGUUAGAGAAGAAGCUAGGGCUGAAAAGAGAGAUGCAUUAAUCACUGCUCUUCUUGAUAAGCUUACAAGAGAAGAUAAGUAGUAGUUUCUUUGAUAUUUUCUUCUAUGAAAAAUUGUCUUAGUUUAUUGGAGAUAGAUAUUUAUGAUCAUCAUUUUAGUGGUUUAGACAAUUUUUGUUUUGGAGUUUGGACUCUCUAGUUCUUUGAUUUUUUUUAGAAUUGUAUGACAUAAGUUAAUUUGUUUUAUGAUCUUGUUUUACAAAUCAAGUGCUUCUUUAGACAAUGCAAUAAAAACAUAGGAAAUUGCUUUUA
Messenger RNA from Lathyrus oleraceus (garden pea), 1368 nucleotides. Its product is annotated as trihelix transcription factor GT-3b. Lineage: Eukaryota; Viridiplantae; Streptophyta; Magnoliopsida; Fabales; Fabaceae. The transcript is spliced from 2 exons. The coding region runs from base 228 to 1139 and encodes 303 amino acids. The record is from RefSeq and is a predicted model, not a curated record.